Ilex paraguariensis (yerba mate) is the source of this 588-nucleotide messenger RNA. The record is from the annotation of a GenBank genome assembly. Lineage: Eukaryota; Viridiplantae; Streptophyta; Magnoliopsida; Aquifoliales; Aquifoliaceae.
AUGCAGGCAUUUCAAAAGGCCAUCAGAGUUCGAAUCAAAGAAGAGACCGAAGUGAUCGAAGGCGAAGUUGUCGAAAUCAAAAUUGUCCGCCCUGCUGUGGCCUCGAAGACUGCGAUAUUGACCUUAAAAACGACGAAGUUGGAGACGGUAUACGAUUGGGGGGCGAAGAUGAUUGAGGCAUUGUGGAAAGAAAAAAUUCAGAGUGGGGAUGUUAUUGCCAUCGAUAAGGCCUUCGGGAAAGUCGCGAUUCGCGAAGCUUGGGAGGUCGUUUUCGCGGUCCAGGGAUUACGAUGCGAAGGGCCACAGAUAAAGUUCGUUCAAUGUCCUGACGGAGAGUUGCAGGAGCGGAAAGAGGUUGUACAUUGCAUUACUCUUCAUGAGAUUGACGUUAUCAACAUCAGGUAUGGAUUUAUAUGCUUCACUGAUGUUGAAGAAUGCGCAUUUUUAGUGAUUGUGUCGUUUGAAUUCCCUUUCAGUAUGCAUAUGAAGUUUAAUUUAGGUUUAGGCCUGGAGUCUGCUGGUAUUGAACAUUUGGAUUUCCGUACCUAUAUGGCUUUCGAGACAGCAACUAUGACCCCUCAAUUCUAG